UACUUUGAGUUUAUUUGCUGCAAAUGUGAUAUUUGCCCAUCUUUUAUUUGAAUGUCCCUCGAAAGCAUUAAAAAUGUUGGAUGACGGAUUCCAAAAAGCAGCUGAGUCUAUAUGGAUAAAAAGGAACAUGACUUCAAAAGUGACCUUUAAAAAUAUUCAUGCCAGACUAACUGCUCUGCCAAAUUUGCCUGAAAUUUACAGGCGUAUAUUUCCAAAUUGUUCUGAUGCUGGACAAUUUAUGUGUUUGUGCGGGACUGUGAUACGUACUACUGCACCAAGGCUUCUGGAAUACAAGAAAUUGUGGAAAUGCACCAAAUGUAAGCACUCAUUUACAAUAGAAGCUGAAGUAAAUCAAUAUUAUGUUUCUGAGAAACCAACAGCAUGUCCUAAUCCUGAAUGGUGUAAUAACAAGAGCUUCACUUUGUUGAGUAGAGAUAUUGAUCCAUUAUGUUGUAAAGAUUAUCAAGAAAUGAAAAUACAAGAGCAAGCCUACAAUUUAAGUAUUGGAUCCAUUCCUCAAUCAAUGUGCAUUAUUCUAGAAGAUGACCUGGUUGAUAACUGUCAAGCAGGAAAUGAUGUUAUAAUAAGUGGAGUUUUGAUUCAAAGAUGGAAACCAUUAGUAAAAGGAAAAUUUAUUGACAUUGAGUUGGUCUUGUUUGCUCAUAACGUUGAAGUGAAAAAUAAAUUGAUGCCAGAUGUUGUUUCUGAAAAUUUGGUGAAUGAAUUUGGCCUAUUUUGGAUGGAAAACAAAUAUGACCCACUGAAGGGGCGAGAUUUCAUUCUGUCCUCUAUUUGUCCUCAAAUAUUUGGUUUGUACAUUGUAAAGCUAGCUGUAGCUCUGAUACUAGCAGGUGGAGUAGAGAAAAAAGAUGAAAAUUCAAGAAUCAGGGGUGAUUCUCAUCUCUUGUUGGUCGGAGACCCAGGUACAGGAAAGUCACAGUUCUUGAAAUUUGCUUCUAAAGUGUCUAUGAGGUCAGUGCUGACAUCCGGUAUUGGUACUACAAAUGCUGGAUUAACAGUUUCAGCUGUAAAAGAAAGUGGAAAAUGGCAAUUAGAAGCUGGCGCUCUUGUACUUGCAGAUGGAGGUAUUUGUUGUAUUGAUGAAUUCAGUUGCAUUAAAGAAAAUGAUAAAACUUGUAUACAUGAAGCCAUGGAGCAACAGACCAUCAGUGUUGCCAAGGCUGGACUUGUAUGCAGGUUGAGUACAAGAUGUUCUAUUCUUGCUGCAACUAAUCCAAAAGGAAAAUAUGAUAACCAGCUUAGUUUGUCUGAAAAUACUGCUUUAGGGAGUCCCCUUCUUAGUCGAUUUGACAUAAUUCUAGUUCUUCUGGAUACCUAUGAUGAGAAAUGGGAUGAUAUGGUGGCUUCAUACAUCUUAGAGGGAUCAAAUGUGUUAGAUCAAAAGAAGAGUAGUUCAGUGUGGCCAAUAUCAAAGAUAAGGAAUUAUUUCAGUUUGAUUCGCUAUAUCAAACCAAAAGUGACACCAGCUUGUGAAAAAGUCUUACAGACAUAUUAUACACGACAAAGAAGUUUGGCAGAAAGAAAUUAUGCUAGGACAACUCCUAGAUUAUUACAAAGUCUUAUAAGGCUAGCUGAAGGUCAUGCAAGGUUGAUGUUUCGUUAUGAAGUUCUAGUAGUUGAUGCAAUUGUUGCAAUUCUAUUGGUUGAAUCGUCAAUGUCUGAAUCUUCUAUAUUAUCUGGAUUAAGCUCUCUUCACACUUCUUUUCCUGAUGAUCCGAAUUUGGAAUAUGCAAAAAAUGCCAAAACUAUUUUGGAGCUGUUAAAACUUGAAAAUCUAUUGAAAGAGUCCAAAAACUACAGAGAUGGCAUAAAUCUUCAACAACUUUUAUUAGAUAUAAAUGGAACUUCUAGUUCCCAGAGCACUUCAGCAGUUUCAUCUUCAUAUCAUGCUGCUUCUCACUCUUCUGCUAAUGGGCAAAGUGCUUAUGAGAACAAAGAACAACAGUAUUGUUUUAGUCCUCAAAAUAACACUCAUCCAAAUGCUGCAGAUGACGAAUGCCCAAAAAUUAUUCAGGAACUUAUUGCAUCUUUUAAUGAGGAGACACCAAAAAAUUCUGAUACAGAAAUACUAAGACAUGGUCUGGUUAACAUAGGUCUGGAAGAUUACAAAAAUGAUGAAGUGUCCACAUUAGCUGAUUUAAAUAACAUUUUUCAUGAAAAUUUUAUAGCAUCGGAUGCUACCUCUGAAAGUUUUGGGAAAAUAUUUACGAAGAAAACUUCUCCCCAAUCUACUUCAAAUACUUUGCAAAAGCAAUGUGCAGAGAAUUCUGGCUACCAACAAAAUCCGAAAGCUACAGAAGCACCUAUAGCUUCUUCUGGGAGAUCUUUUCCUUCUUUUGGAAGAUCUCCCCCAAAGAAAAAAAUGCUGUUGCAUGAGGUGUCUGAAUUGAAAACUGCCAAAUUUAACGAGAUCAGGAACCAAAAUGAAAACAAAACCUCUUUGGACAGCAGUUUAAUAAUUAGUGCAAUAAACAAUAGUCAUCAAUCAAACAAUAGCAGGCCAUCAACUAGCUUGUUACAGCAAAAACUAUCAAAUAAUAACUGGCCAUCAACUAGCUUGUUACAGCAAAAUCUACCACCAGAAACAGCUCAAAUCAAAUGUAAGAUUAUUGAAGGAGCAUGUAUUCAGUCUGUUGAAAGACACGAGCAUGAAAUGUCACCGAAUGACUCUGCUAAAAGCGAAUAUUUUGAGCCAGUCGAUAACGUUCGUCCACAUUUUUUUAAAAGAAAACAUUCAAUGACUGCAACAAAUAGUUCCCUAUCAAGACAGCAUCACGAACCUCCAAACGAAGAAAAUCAGGUAAAUAAGAGUGCAGAGGCUGAAGGCAGAGAUUUUGAGCACAAGUCAGAAAUAUCUAAAGGUGCGAACCUUAAACACCAAGAAACAUUUUCCAAAAAAGAAACUAGCACGACUUUAGUUUCGAAAGGUUUUGAUUUUAAUUCAAAUACCUCAAAAUUAACCUUGCGGAAAGCUAUACCACUAAAUUAUUCAACAGCUUUGAAAUCUUUGCCAAUAGAUAAUAAUUCAGUUAGUGAAAAACAUAACUCUUCUGUCAAUGAUGAUUUUCUGUCAAGUGUAAAAAAUAAAUUAGCAAAAUAUGCUAUACAAAAAGAUAAAAGCAAAGAUACUGAUAAAAUAUGCCAACCAGGCCCUUCCAAUAUUGUUAAGGCUGAACCGCAUGCACAGGAUGCUGUAAAGAACAAUGAUUCACCACAAAUACCUCAUACUUCGAGAGCCAGAAUUUUACAAAAACCAUGGGUCAAAAACAUAAAAGAGACACUUGUAGAAACUACAAUCAAUACAGCUAGUAAGGAACGACAAUUAAUUGACUGUAGUAAUAGACUGAUCCAACCUUCACAGUUUUCUCAAGCAACUUUUAAAAGAGUUUUUACAGAUGCAGUUGACAUACCAGACAACAAUAUAUUUGAUGAUUUGGACAUUGAGGAAUUGUUUGAUAUUGCAUAAUUAUUUAUUGUUGUGUCAAUUUAUUUAUUAAUUUUCUUAGUUAAAACAUUUUUACAAUUUAUUUGUUAUAAGCUUUUUGAUUCCUAGAAUACUUACCGUUUUUUGACGGUAGACCAUUCACAUUUUGUAAUUACAGUAAAUCUUUCUUAUUUGUCAUUUUCAGUCGCUGUGAUGCAUUUUUAAGUUAAUUCAAUGCGAAAUAUAAAUUCACUUCUUCA
Messenger RNA from Parasteatoda tepidariorum (common house spider), 3705 nucleotides. RefSeq lists its product as uncharacterized. Gene Ontology annotation, cellular component: MCM complex; nucleus. Gene Ontology annotation, biological process: DNA replication; double-strand break repair via homologous recombination. NCBI's taxonomy places the organism in Eukaryota, Metazoa, Arthropoda, Arachnida, Araneae, Theridiidae. Gene Ontology annotation, molecular function: single-stranded DNA binding; single-stranded DNA helicase activity; ATP binding. The record is from RefSeq and is a predicted model, not a curated record.